Mesoplodon densirostris (Blainville's beaked whale) is the source of this 6842-nucleotide messenger RNA. It is a transcript of the gene STX6, whose product is annotated as syntaxin 6. Gene Ontology annotation, cellular component: endomembrane system; synaptic vesicle membrane; SNARE complex. Gene Ontology annotation, molecular function: SNARE binding; SNAP receptor activity. Gene Ontology annotation, biological process: vesicle fusion; intracellular protein transport; Golgi vesicle transport. Lineage: Eukaryota; Metazoa; Chordata; Mammalia; Artiodactyla; Ziphiidae. The coding region runs from base 198 to 965 and encodes 255 amino acids. The transcript has 8 exons. The record is from RefSeq and is a predicted model, not a curated record.
CAGGGUUUCGGUCUGCGGUGCUGAACAAGUGCUGGGCCAGCGGCGGGUCAGUGCACGCCGGCCUGCGCGCGCAGAGGCUUCGGGUUCCCCAGGCCAAGGCGCCGGCGGCCGCGCGAGGCGGGUGAGGUGGGCAGAGGGAGGUUCGCUGGGCGCGCUGUGCGCGGAGCAGGCGUGAGGCGGCCGGGGGCCGGGACGCCAUGUCCAUGGAGGACCCCUUCUUUGUGGUGAAAGGAGAGGUACAGAAGGCAGUCAACACUGCACAGGGAUUGUUUCAGAGAUGGACAGAGCUCCUCCAGGACCCAUCCACAGCCACGAGGGAAGAAAUCGACUGGACCACCAACGAGCUGAGAAACAACCUCCGGAGCAUAGAGUGGGAUCUAGAGGACCUUGACGAAACCAUCAGCAUAGUCGAAGCAAAUCCUAGGAAAUUCAACCUCGAUGCAACCGAAUUGAGUAUAAGAAAAGCUUUCAUCACAAGUACUCGGCAAGUCGUCAGGGACAUGAAGGAUCAGAUGUCAACUUCAUCUGUGCAGGCAUUAGCUGAAAGGAAAAAUAGACAGGCCCUGCUAGGAGACAGCGGCGGACAGAACUGGAGCACUGGAACGAUGGAUAAAUACGGGCGCCUUGACCGGGAGCUCCAGUUGGCCAACUCCCAUUUCAUCGAGGAGCAACAGGCACAGCAGCAGCUGAUCGUGGAACAGCAGGAUGAGCAGUUGGAGCUGGUCUCUGGCAGCAUCGGGGUGCUGAAGAACAUGUCCCAGCGCAUCGGAGGGGAGCUGGAGGAGCAGGCAGUUAUGUUGGAUGAUUUCUCUCACGAGUUGGAGAGCACUCAGUCUCGGCUGGACAACGUGAUGAAGAAACUUGCAAAAGUAUCUCACAUGACCAGUGAUCGGCGCCAGUGGUGUGCCAUCGCUGUCCUCUUCGUGGUCCUCUUGGUCGUGCUGAUCCUCUUCUUAGUGCUGUGACAGCGGGGCCCCCGGCUCGCCUCCUCCUGCCCAGGAACCUGAGGGGAGAGGGAGAAGCAGUGCACGGGGUGCCCGCCCCUCGCGUCCCUCGCCUGGAAACACAGCCUGCGCUGACUUUUCUCUCCGUGACCCCACCAUGGAGACAGGUCCUUCAGCCCAGCUUGGGGAGGGCCGGCGGGAAGAGGAAGUCAACGACUGCACACUCCUGGUGCCCCCUGGCCCUGAUCGGAGGACAGCGGGCCCUGCUUUGCCCCCCUGGACCUCGCUCCCCCUGGAGGGCCUUCGAGGAAUCCAGAAAAAUUCGCAGACUCGGCUCGUGUUGGCUGUUGCUCAUUCCAUCCGUCUUGGCAGCUCCCCGCCACAACCCCCGCUCAGACCCUUCCCCCGCCAGACAGCACGCGCUGGCCCAUCCAGAGGCAUCCAUCGGGGAUGCGGGCCCCUGGGUGGGUUUCACAUCCUGUCGCGGCAGCGUCCCUUUGCCCCUGAAAGCUGGCGGUUAGUGGGGACAGGGCUCAGAAGUACUUUGUGACAGAAGAUGCAGUGACUGGUUUUUCAGGGAUAAGUGCUAGGGUCAAGGUGCUUCUCCGAGCACAGUUUUUUGUGGUAGGAGUAACCAAUGGAAAAGAAUGAAAAGCACUGGGCUUUGGGGGUGCUGGCAACUUGUGGCUUGAAUUGAAGGGAGGACAGGGCAGCAGGACACAGCUGUAGAGCGCGGGUGAGGUCACCAGGGUCAGGCCCUUGCCGGAUUCAUGCCGCUAUCCUACCGCCUUCCUCCCUAUAGGUGCAAGUUGCAUUUCUAGAGUGACCCUUAGAUGAGCAGCUCACGUGAGUGGCCCGAGAUCCUGAGGGGGUGUCAUUGGCAGUUAUUUUAUUCCUGCAGCACUCUGCCUUGGGGGCUGGCGGGGGCAGGGGCGCACAUUGAUUACAUUUACUCAGAAACUGUAAUGUCAAAAAGACUAGUUCUGGACCAGAUUUUUCUUACCCUGUGAGUGAUUGCAAGGAUGGGUAGGUGAACUUGGUUCCUUUUUCCCUGAGAUGACAAUUCAGUUUUAUCAUCCAUUCAAAUAACUGAGCCAAUCCAAAUUUAAAUGACAGACACUUCAAUUGGGUUUUAGUAGCUGAAACUGCUGAGACACUAUACCCUUCAAGCUUCUGAUGACCUUUAAAAUGCCUGCAGUGUACACAUGUAUAUAGGAUAUUUUUAUAACCUCCCUGAUGAAAACCUAAUAUUGAAGUAGCAGCUGAACCCAGAGCCAGCACUUGGCAAGUGGAGGCUGCAUGUCUCUCCUCACUAUCUUUUUUGCACUUGGGAAGCACAGCAACAUCUGGGUAGAGUUCUAGCUUUGACUUCCAUCUCCCCAUCUCUUGGGGCCCACUCCUCAGCACGCUAACUUUUUUUUUCUUGUUUUGUAUCUUGUUUUGUUUGUGUUGGGCUUUUGUUUUCCGUGUGUGUGUGUGUGUGUGUGUGUGUGUGUGUGUGUGGUUUGUAAUGAUGUACUUGCCUAGCUAACCUUUGAAUUGCACUUUUUAAUAAAUAUUUGUAACAAUUUUUUAAAGAAGGGUAUUAUAUCAUGGUAGGUAAGGAAAUCUGCCUGUUGAUGAAAGCUAAAAGCAGGUUUAUAAAACUAAAAGGGUGAUUGACAUCCACGUUUACAUUCAACUCUAUGUGAUAUAUAAGUUAUUUCUUUUCAAAUUAGGGAAAAAAGUGAUUAUUACAAAGGGCUUCAGGUGUAGGAUACUAGAUUAUUUGUUUUACAGAGUUUUGAGACUUUGUUAAGAUAGUCUUCUACAAACUGAGGACAGGGCUGGUCCUUAGAUUUGCAUUAAAAUAUACACGUCUUUUUAAAUAUCCACGUGGACCUUGUCUCAGUACUGUAAUCCCCACUUUCCACAUGACACGAAGCAGCCGGCUUCUUGAUGAAUUACAGGAUUACCCUGUUUAAACGCCAUGCCAUUAUCUGGGCGUUACCAGAUUUACCGCACCCCCUCAAAACUGACGUGUGUCAGCAGGGCCUGUUGGGAACACGCUGGUCAUUAGUGAGUAAGAUUCUCCCCAGGCUUCAGGGACCAAGUUUUGUGACGCCGAGGCUUCAUUACUAAAUGUGUGGGGAUAUUUAGAGUCGGUAGGCUCGCUGAUUUAAGGUGUUUGCUAAACAGUGGCUAUUGUAGACCAGACUGGGCUGAAGCCGAAGAGGAAUCUGUUUAGAAAGAAAAAUUGCUUAAAAUCCCGUCACUACAGCAUUCUUCCUGUAGGGCCACGGCUCUUUCUGGCCUCGGAGGAGCCAUUCUCCGAUAGGCCGCCUCUUCAUGUGUUUGUGAGCGCCGCUUGGCCCGCGGUGUAACCUCCGGCCUACGUGGCCUGAUCCUGGGACCCACCCUGUUGUACCAGGAUUGAGCAGUCACUACAGACCAGUGUUCACUUGAAGACCACGCCCACCGCCCAGUCAGACUCCAGACUGGCAGAGAGAGCAUGCCAGGGGCUUAGGUUUCCUCAUCAGUGAUCCUGAUGCUUUGGGUUCCUUGCAAGUGGUCCCGACCCUGAGUGGUGGACUUGGGGGGGGGCGGAGUGGAUGCCCGCGACACCCCUACAAGGCUUAGAGGCACUUCCUGUAGCCGUGGGGCUUUUUCCCUCCUUCAGCCUCUGUUCUUCGCGCUAUACUCGUCAUUGCUAAAAAAACUGGCAGAAUAUGGCGGAUAACAGAAAGAGCUCGAUUUCUGUUUAUUGGAAGAGCAUUUCUCAUCCACUGGUUUCGUGAGGUGGGGUGUAGAAUGGGGGAAUGAACCACGGAGAGCGUUUGCCAGAGUGGCACUCCAGCUGGAAAACCGAAAUACCUUUAGUUUUUAGUCCUGAUUUUUGAUCUUGUCUUUGUGAGAACUGUGAAAAAUCACAAUGCGCUCUGUGUGCCGCUACUGUGUGGCAAUUGGAAGUCACAGCAUGUAUGUUACAUGAGGAUCUUCACGCCAGAGCGGGGGGAGAAACUUGGUAACUUGCCCAUUAUUCUCUGCUUUUAGCCAGAGUUAAACAGACUGAUGGGUCUGGUAGCCAACAACUUGGCAACUUCCACUCCUUCUCACCUCGUGAGAUUAAGGGCUGCGAAGAAAAAUGUAGUCUUAACUCCAGCAGAAAUCUGUCUCUGCUAAGUGUUUUACCUUCUGUAAGUGAAGGUGGCACAGCCAAGAUUUCUCUUCUGGUAAUUUCCCUGUUAAGUGAGACCAUUACCACCUUUCUAGAGAACUCAUAGCAUUUGAAGAUCUCAAAACAACUGAUAAAUAGGAGUUGCUUUCCCACUCUGGAAUUUGGACCAUUUGGCGUUACCUUGUACACAGGACAAAUUUGUAAACAAAAUUCGGACUGUCUGGAAAGCUGAAGUUCUAAAAUACGGAACGCACUACCGCCAAUGCUCCCUCUUCGUCUAACUCUCGUUGGCAUUUCUUCCACUCCCAGGUUUUUUAAGAUUUUUUUUUUUUUUUUUGAAGACUGUUCUUCGUCGAUCAAGAGCAGAGGGAAGGUGAAGCCAGAGGGUCCUCAGCCCCGCAGUCAGGUGGCACUGUCCCCGACCACAGUUAGGACACGAGGACAGGGCCCGGGGCAGGGCCCCGAGGGGCCGUCAGGUGCAGCAGCCUCUUCCUCCAGGGCCCCUGCUCCUGCUCGAGGGGCAGCUUAGCUCCCGGGCUGCCCUGGCAGGAGGAGGUAAGACUCUGUCCUGCCCAGCUGCCCGUACCCAGCUCCCAUCCUUUCCAGAAUAUGCUUGUGCUGAAAACAAGGAGCUCCUGUCUUGCAAGGCCCGUGUCUGUCUGUUAUCUAUAAAACAUGGGUGCCACCCCACCAUGUCUGCCUGAUAAAACACACGGAGGCUGCUGUCGAGGCCAGAACCCCAGGAGAAUUCUUAGUAGAGAGGACAGCCCUUCAGAGCCUAGGACAGCACUGCUGUGAACCUGAAGACUGAAGCCGGGUGCCGGGCCCCCCAGGCUGGGGCCGAAGCUCCAAGCUAGCAGACUUCUGGGGUGUUAGCGUCCCUGACGGUAGCCUCAGAAGGACUUGUGGUCACUUAGCUCAGUAGUCCUCUUGUUUGAGUUGAAACACUUUCAGCUCCCGCAGCAGACAUGGGAGUCAUUGGGUGGCUUGCCGUCCAGACUUGGCACCGGGGAGCCUGCACCCCGUCUGGACCAAGCUGACCUCAGUGACAUGAUGUAGGCUGGUAGUGGCUUGUCACGCUCCCCCCUCAGCCCAGCCACUUGAUGUCUUUUGCUUUUGGACAACCACUGGCGCUCUGGUCACGUUGCUGUGAUCUCCAUGCGUUGAAAGUUCUUUGUUAUAUGAUAUUAUAGUCUCUUUACUACAACAGAAGCUUGGGGAGGUGAGGGAAAAAGAAAAAGAACUUGGUUUCCCUCUGACAUAAGCUAAUGUGUUGGCGCUGUCUUCCUUCUGAUGUGACCUUUGUCCAGAAGUGUCCUUCCCCGAGGCCGUGCAGAUGGGAGCUGUGCUUAGACAGUGAUUGUCCAAUCACCUGCCCUACUGCUGGGGUUUCACAUGAACAUUUCAUGGUCCUGGUUUGCCAGCUACAGCCAGACACUUUGUGAGAAAGUAUAUUUUACCUUUUUUGUUUCUUUAAAGGUUAUGAGUUAUCAAACCUGGAAGCCACUUGAUUAUCCAGGGGUGUUAGAAAUAAGACCACCUGGCUUUGCUGUCCGCUGACCACAGCUCUUGAGCCUGUUCCCUGGCGGCAGCCCAGCACUCCACUCCAGCCCAGCCUUCCGUCAGCCCAGGGGUGGGACCAAGUUCAGGGCGGUUCUUUCUUGCUCUGCAGAAAGUAGGUUCUGGCCGAGACGCUGCUACUGAAUGGGAAUUGUGACGCCACAGUUAGUCGGUUCUGGGAGAGACAGCCGUCCUAAUCCUCAGGAAGAUAGUGCGUCUGUGCCCUGUUGUCUGUGCGAGGUGAGGAGAGGCCAGGCAGGUGUCCCAUUAAUAAGUUAUUGGAACUGCUUUAAGUGCCAUGCUAUGACGUCCUGGCUGACUCAGGCUGGGAGAAUGCUCAGGGUUGGGGGGUGGCCUGGAAACCCGGAAAGGGCCAAAGAAAGCAAGCUGUAAAUGAUGAUGGAUUUGGUUUUUGUAAGUGGAAGUAAGCUUUCACUGGUUCAUUUGUAGUAAAAAAUUAAUGUAAUUAAAAACAGAGUGUGUAAUACGUGGCAGUGCUCAGCAGGACUAAACCAUUGUUUUUUUCUUUCAAGGAUAAAUAACCUUACGGCGUUUUAUUUUUAAUUAACUAGAAGGUACAAACAAAAGAAGUGAGAUCAGGGAUUAGAAAUGCAAACGCCGUGGUGAUUUCCAGAUGGUGCUUUCUCCCCGCACCCCCCAACACGAGAACAGUGCCAGAGCCCUGGUGCCAGCAGUUUACAGCCCCGCUGUGGGGCUUCCUGUAUGCAGUGGGUCUCCAAGUGUGGUGUGGGACCAGCGGCGGUGGCAUCCCCUGGUAACUUGCUAGAAAUGCAGAUUCGCGGGCCCCGCCCCAGACUCACAGACUGGGGUGGGGUGAGUGGGCUGUUUAACAAGCCCUCCAGGGGAUUCUGAUGCACAGUCAGGUGUGAGAACCACUGCUUCUGCACUGUGGAAUUUAGGCUGCAGUAAACCACCCCUGUAAAAUAAAACAGCUUCAUGGCCUUCAUUGUAAUCCUGACAUUAAACAAAAUUUGAUGACCCUAUAAACUUGAAAACUUAAAAAAAAAAAACUUGUGUUUAAAAAGCCUCAACUAGCCAUCCUUAAAAGUGAUAUUUUUACACCCUGAAGUUUAUCAGUAAUGUUUCUUCUACUCUUGAAAUCAUGUUACAACUGUAUAAAGACUACUGUUCAGUAUUAAAGAGAAAUGGAGAGACCAUGA